Encephalitozoon hellem ATCC 50504 is the source of this 2643-nucleotide messenger RNA. RefSeq lists its product as uncharacterized. The transcript has a single exon. The coding region runs from base 1 to 2643 and encodes 880 amino acids. Lineage: Eukaryota; Fungi; Microsporidia; Unikaryonidae. The record is from RefSeq and is a predicted model, not a curated record.
AUGUUUGCAAAUGAUUCCUGUCUUGAGGAUGAGCCAUGGAAUGCAGCUAUAGGAACUUUCGACAGACACUACAAGCUUUCCAGGAACUUUGUUGCAGAGCUUGUACACUUGGGGCCUAUUCUUGUGUCUGUGGUGGUUGGGAAGGACGUUUCAAGGGCAUUGGUAAGGUCUAUUCUGGGGUUCAAAGAGUAUAGAUUCUACAACAAUCAUAUUAAUGGAUGUCCGUAUUUCUUCUCUGUCCGCAACGGCCUCUCCAGGUAUUUUGUGGACAGCAUAGACAGCUGGAGGCAUGUGGAGGCUACAGGCACUCGGAAGUCCUCCUUCAUGGGAAUGCUGAAUUCUUUGUUUUCUCUCGGAAGCUGGCCAUUGAAAAACGAGUCUUCUGGGAGUAGAAGGAACAUGUAUGACACGAUAUCGAGCGGAAUGAUGAGAUGUCCCGAGAUGUUUUCUGUUGAAGAGAUAAUGGGGCGGAUGGCUGAGGUGAGGCCCGAGCAUGCUUGGGAAGUGGACAAUGAAUUCUACAGACAACCUGUUUAUGUCGAUUUGGUUGUGGAGAGCAACAAAAGAAUUCCCGGGGGGAUUCUUGGCCGAAGGCAGAUCAGCCCUGAGGACAGCCUUGACGUGUCUUCGGACGAAUUGGAAGACGUCAGGACGGCGGCCAACCCUGAAGAGAAGAGGCUGCGGCAUGCACUUCUUGGGUUUGUCUUUAACGAGAUUGAGUACUUUUGCCAAAUGAAUGCAUUCUAUCUGGACGUUGUAACGAAGACAUUGUGUGAGAAUACGGUGCUCGAAGAUGUAUUCAGAGGGUUUUUGAAGGUCUACGAUUUCGAGAUUGGAUUUAUAAACUCUAUGAGGGACAUAGUGGAGGAGGCAGGAUUUGCGAUGGACAGGGUUCUAUCUGAUCCUCAAUACUUUGCUUCUGAAAUGAAUGGCAAGGGGUUUCGGGAUGUCGGGAUGAAUGAUGAGGAGAUUGUGGAGAGGGUCCUGCAGUUUUUUGAAAACAGUCUCGAUGGAUUUAGAUGCUACGAGGAUAUGAUGCUGUCUUACGAGGAGUCUAUUGAGUUUUUGAAGAAGGCCAAGGAACGUUCUGGGGUUCCGGGCCACAGGAUAGUGGACGACUGCUUUUGCAACUGUCUGCAAAGGAUUGUAAGGUACCCUAUUCUCAUUGAAGACAUUCUUCGGAACCUUACAGACGAUCUACACAUGAAGAGGGCAAGAAGAGUCUACCUAAGGAUGGUAAAGCUGAUCAACAUCAUCGAUAAGAAGAAGGAAAGGCACGACAACAUCUUCUAUGGAUUAUUGGUGAAGAAGAGAGUUGAGGGGAUACCUGAGGAGAUUGCGAAGGGGAACACGGACUUUCUUUCUCAGCUAAGCUGUGAGGAUUCAAGCGGAGACCCUGUGGCACUAUUUCUAUUUCGUGAGAUGAUAAUUAUUGCAGACAGAGAGGGAUCUUCGGUAUCUAUUCAGGACCCGAGCACAGGGAGGUACUUUUUCCGGCAUGCCCUAAUGCUGAAGGAUAUAGGGCUUUGUGCCUUUGGAAUUUCCGGGAUAAAGAUAACAACAAAGGGAAGUCUAGGGGGGAGGGAGGAUCUGUAUGAGAUGACGGAGGUUUAUGACGAUGUCUGCGUUGGAGCAAUGUACUUUGCGAAAGGCUCUCCACAUUCUGUAAGAUGUUUUGUUGAAGAGUACCACAAGGCGGAAAUUGAAUCUGAGGCUGGGCUAUACAUAUCGUCCACAAAUGUAUUUUCUAGAGUUUUCAGGAGUGGAGAUGCAGGGAAAGGGAGCUUGAGAAGAAGAGACCUGGUGGUGUAUACAAACAGAGAGGAGUUCAAUUCGUCUCAAAUUUCGGACAGUGGGUACCUAGACAUUGAGAAUGGUGUUUUCGAGAUCAGAGGUCUUGACGGUACGGAGCAAUGCAUAAACUAUAGAGAGAGAGAGCUGAAGCAUCAGCUUGCAGAUGCUGUGGGGGAGAUCGUCAGAACCAGAAGGGCGUAUGCCGCAUCAAAGGACACUCCUUGGAGAUCUCCCCAGUUAUUUGCAAUGUAUAGGAUAAAGCUUAGGGAAGUCGUGGAGGAGUGUGGAGACUCCUCGGUUAUUGAAUUCAAUGGAAGGCUUUCUAGGUGUGAUUCAGCCACAGUCACCAAGAAGAUUUACGUCAUGAAAGGGAUUGUGGGAUACCUGUCCAGGUCUUUGUCGUAUGUGGGAUGCAAUAAGUUUUCGAAGGAGCAGCUUCCUCUCGACGGAGACAAUGGCUGCAGGCUCGAGGAAAAUGAAAUCAUAGGGUUCUUGGAAAAGGCCUUGGAUACUGAAGAGCUCGAGGACAGGGCCUUCACCGAUUACACUGCAGAGGACAUCCUUUACCUGCUAAUGUAUUUCGUGCGCACAAACAUGUACACUUUCUUUAGAAUAGAAGACAUAGAGAUCUUGCACAGAGCGUUAUUUGUGGACAAGGUCUGCCUCCUAGGUACGGUUGUCCUGCAGACAAGUAACCCCUUGCUUGCUACAUCUUUCUUCGAGGUUAUAAUCAGGGCAAAAGACAAGCUCUCGAUCAUCCCUGUACUGAAGAUGUUUAUGGCCAUGUUUGGGCCGUUCAAAGUGGACAGGUCGGAGAUGAUUGAGAUGGUGGCCAGAAUCCGUUGGUGA